Molecule: messenger RNA, 1998 nt
Organism: Drosophila ficusphila
Lineage: Eukaryota; Metazoa; Arthropoda; Insecta; Diptera; Drosophilidae
Gene: csul
Product: protein arginine N-methyltransferase 5
Exons: 6
Coding region: 84-1916 (610 amino acids)
Biological process (GO): regulation of DNA-templated transcription; peptidyl-arginine N-methylation
Cellular component (GO): cytosol; nucleus
Source: RefSeq, a predicted model, not a curated record
UUGAAUUUUCGCCGAGCACGGUCACACUUACGCCGGUCACCGCAUUUUUUGGUCUGUUUAAAGUUGGGGAGUGCAGAUUUAAAAUGAGUUAUUACGUCUGCCUGCACCAGGAGGGAGUCAGCAGCAUUCCCAAGCUGAUCGAAAAGGCCUAUGCGAACAACUACAAUGUGGUGGCCACCUCGAUCAACGCCAACAUGGUGCCAUUCGAACCGGACGAGGCGGAUCCCACAUAUCCGGCAACAAUUCUGAGUGCCAUCGAUUGGAACUCCAAGGUGAUAUUUACCCUCUCCGACGUGGACGUGGACUCUCCGAAUGCCAAACUGCGCCAGCACGCAAAGGAAGUUCUUCUGCGGGAUGUAGCCUGGGCGGAGCACCUGCAGAACAUGGGCAGUGUGAUGGUGCGACUACGCGGGCCGGAAAACGAGAAUCUAGCUGCGAUUGUAAGGGCUAAAACGAAGGAAUACUUCCCUCUAGGCAACUGGUUCAUUCAAGUGCCUAUCACCAAUCCCGAGCUGGCCACCUUCGAGCACCGCAAAGAUGCCACCGCGGAGGAAGUGGCUCAGGCAGAAUCGAAUGACCCAUGGAAUUGGUGGAACAAUCUGCGUUUUGCUGUUAAGCAGAGCACCAAAGUAAAGGUUGUUGUCGAGCUAAAUGACUCAGAUCGACCCAGCAAGGAGACAGUCCGUCGUUGGCUUGGUGAACCAAUCGAAGCCAUAAUCAUUCCAUCUUCUCUAUUUGUGAGAAAUCGCUCCAACUACUGUGUGCUGAAGAAGGAGUGGCAGGUCAUCAUUGGGCAUUUUAUCUCGGUGCGGGCCAACAUCAUCAUCUCCACGAAUCCCAACGACAAGGCCUUGUCUCAGUAUGCGGAUUACCUGAAGAAGCUAAUCAACGAGAACUGCGACACUCACGUGCUUAACAGCUAUGAGAACAUGCUGGAGAUUCCGCUGCAGCCCCUCUGCGAUAAUCUAGAUAGUUAUACUUAUGAGGUUUUUGAAACGGAUCCUGUCAAGUAUAAGCUGUACCAGGACGCCGUUCAGGCGGCAUUGUUGGAUCGAGUGAGCGAUGAAGAGGCAAAAAGCAAAUUGACAGUUGUCAUGUUGCUAGGAGGAGGUCGUGGUCCUUUAGCGAGGGCUGUUUUUAACGCAGCAGAGUUGACUAACCGUCAAGUUCGUCUAUAUAUCAUAGAAAAGAAUCCCAAUGCCAUCCGCACACUUUCUAACAUGGUUAAAACCCUCUGGGCCAACAAGGAUGUUCACAUUUUCUCCAAGGACAUGCGUGACUUCUCGCCUCCCGAGUUGGCUGACAUUAUGGUUUCCGAGUUACUUGGUUCCUUUGGUGAUAAUGAGCUUUCGCCCGAGUGCCUCGAUGGAGCUCUGAAACUGCUAAAGCCGGAUGGUAUCAGUAUACCCUACAAAUCUACCUCAUACAUUAAUCCACUGAUGUCAGCGGUGCUGCACCAGAACGUCUGCCAAUUGCUAUCCACUGUGCCUGCCUUCGACUACGGCUACGUAUCGCUUCUAAAGAAUAUCUAUUAUAUUGAUGAGCCACAGGCUUUGUUCGAGUUUACGCAUCCUAAUCGAGAAGAGAAGAUAGACAAUACUCGCUGCAAGGUGCUCUCAUUCACAGUUAAAAAGGAUUGCGUGCUGCACGGGAUCGGCGGAUAUUUCGAUACUCAUUUGUAUAAGGAUAUUUGUCUUAGCAUCAACCCACUGACCCACACGCCGGGCAUGUUCUCAUGGUUCCCCAUGUUCUUCCCAACCCGUCCACGGACUGUUAAGGAAGGAGAUACUGUUUCUAUUAAGUUCUGGCGCUGUGUGGAUGCAACGAAAGUGUGGUACGAAUGGCAGGUGGUAAACUCUCCCGAUGAUUGGGAGCAUCACAACAUUUGCGGCUCUGGCUACAACAUGCGACUGUAGCCCCAACAAAGCAAUACCAUGUAGCCAAAAUAUCAAUACUUUUUUUUAAACUGGAAAUAGAAUCAAACCGAAGCGACCUUAA